GGCACACCUUCACCCAGAGCCAGCCCGAGCCCUUGGCAGUGUCCAGCCUCUCCCACCCUCCGUAGUUCCUCUCCACGCAUCGCCAUGGCACCCAAGAAGAAGGAGAAGGAAGAGCCCAAACCAGCCGCCCCCAAGCCCCCAGAGCCCGAGAUCCCCAAGGAGCCCGAGUUUAACCCCGCAGAAGUGCAGAUUGAAUUCACACCUGAGCAGAUUGAGGAUUUCAAGGAUGCGUUCCAGUUGUUCGACAGAACGCCACUCAAUGAGAUGAAAAUCACAUUUGCCCAGUGCGGAGAUCUGAUCCGGGCCCUGGGGCAGAACCCCACCAACGCCGAGGUCAUGCAUGUCCUGGGAAAGCCCAAGCCUGAUGACAUGCAGACCAAGAUGCUGGACUUCGACCAGUUCCUGCCCAUGCACCAGCACAUCUGCAAGGCCAAGGACCGCGGCACAUUUGAGGACUUCGUUGAGGGUCUGAGGGUGUUCGACAAAGAGGGCAACGGCACCGUCAUGGGCGCUGAGCUCAGACACGUGCUGGCAACACUGGGUGAGAAGAUGAAGGAGGAGGAGGUAGAGCAGCUGAUGGCAGGACAAGAGGACUCCAACGGCUGCAUCAAUUAUGAGGCUUUCGUAAAGCACAUCAUGGCUAGCUAAAAAGUCUGCAGAUGAUCAAGACACCUUGGAAUUGGCUGAAGACAAACAUGCUUCCCUUUUUAUAUGAUCCUUUGGCGUACGUGCAAGUCCUCUGUUAACUCAUGUGCAAGGUCUCCCCCUACAUUAGUUAACUUCCAGUUGUUGUUUUUUUGUAAUUCCACACACCUGUUCAAACCAAAUAAGUAACUGUAUAAAAUAUACAGUACAUGUUCAUUAUUUCAUGUGACAUCAGAAAAAUAAACAAAUGUAAAAAAAGGC
This is a messenger RNA of Sardina pilchardus (European sardine), 906 nucleotides long. RefSeq names its product myosin, light chain 13 (gene myl13). Gene Ontology annotation, molecular function: calcium ion binding. The record is from RefSeq and is a predicted model, not a curated record. Gene Ontology annotation, cellular component: myosin II complex. NCBI's taxonomy places the organism in Eukaryota, Metazoa, Chordata, Actinopteri, Clupeiformes, Clupeidae. The transcript has 7 exons. The coding region runs from base 85 to 648 and encodes 187 amino acids.